This is a messenger RNA of Colletotrichum scovillei, 1577 nucleotides long. RefSeq lists its product as uncharacterized. NCBI's taxonomy places the organism in Eukaryota, Fungi, Ascomycota, Sordariomycetes, Glomerellales, Glomerellaceae. The transcript has 2 exons. The record is from RefSeq and is a predicted model, not a curated record. Bases 321 to 1178 code for a protein of 285 amino acids.
UCUCAAUUGAACGGCUCCGCGGUCGGGCGAAAUUCCACCGGUCAGCCCGCCCGCCGUCCAUCACAUUGCAACCUUCCGUCCCGUGCUCAGAACUCCACAUAGCACCGGUCUCACUGUGAAGUUGCUCUUUCGUCAGUUUUCUGUCUUCAGCUUUGCACGGGGACUCGGCGAUCGAAAUUACGGCCGGGUGGGUUACAAUUCACUCGUUCUCUCUCUCCCUCUUCGUAUUCUCUCGUCUGGCGCCACAACGUCACAACGUCCCAGAGCACCUUUCCGGUGCCGUCUUACCUGACAACCUCCCCGACGACGAAUACGCAGCCAUGUUUGAGCUUCCUGACGCAAAGAGAGUCCGGCGAGAAGACCUCGGGGAGUCGUCCGACGAUGAAGGAGCGGACCACGACGAGCAGCAAAAUGCGGACCUCCUGGCGAAGCUGCAUGCCCGUAUGGCGGGCAUGCUCGACCUAGGCGACGACGCCGACGCCGACGCGGCCCCGACAGAAACGAUCGAGCAGCAACCAGCAACAGCGGCGACGAGCGGAGAAACGGCCGAGAAUGACGUUCAAGAAGACGAGCCCGAAGAGUUUGAGUUCCGGCUCUUCACCACGUCGAACCCGGCGACAAAGAUUGCGCUGGUCGACGAGGACGAGCGCGCGAUGGCGGGCGACGGAGCCAUGAUCCGCAAGAGGCCGCUGUCGUACUACAUCGCCGGGGAGCCGACGCCCGAGGUGAAGGCGGAGCUCGCUUUCGCGGCGGUGUCGGGCGAGGAGGUUCUCGAGCGGGCGCAGAGGCGGUGGUGGGGGAUGGAGCAGCCUUGGCGGGUGACGACGACUUCUGGUACCGGGGUAUCGUCAAAGGGAACAGCAGGAACAGCAGCAGCAGCAGAAGGAGAUGCUGGGAAGACAAAGGAAGAGGCGGACGCGGCGGCGGCGAGGAGGAGGCGGCCUGGGAAGAAGAAGCGUCUUGCGAUACGGGUCAAGCAGCGGGAGAGGGUGAAGAAGGCCGAGGAGCUGGAAAAGUUCAAGGCCGGUAAGGAGGAGGCGCUGAAGGAGAAGAAGAAGAGGCUGAACCGGUUGAAGAAGCUGAGGAAGAGGGCCAAGGCGAAGGAGGGGAAGAAUGGGGGCGGCGAGGGUGGUGGUGAUGGUGGUGAGUCGGGGUCUGGAUCUGACGGUGAUGAGUGAGGUAUCUGCAUGACUGUCUGUGGUCUUGAAUCGAUAGCUAGGUCAUCAUGAGCGUGCUUUGUUAGACGUUCCCUGUUGCAGAGGGAAUUGGACAGAGUCUAUUUGAGAGGGCAUGAGGGCAUUGUAGUUCAUGCGUGACAUCUGUGGACAUCCUUUUCUUUUCAUGUCUACAAGGUGUCCAUCACGGUUGGAUCUUGCGGCGAAAGAGCUCUUUGCAUCAUGGCAUGUAGCAGAAGUGCAAUGCUUCAGAGCGCUGGAACUCCAAUAUGUGACCUGCUAGGUUCGCUAGUAGAAGCAAUUGUAGAUGCCCAUGACAACACCAUCGACUACCAACAAGCGCCAACUUAAGGAAACUAGCUAUAUAUAUUGAGGCUCUUUGGGUACCCAUUUCCUGCCGGC